Messenger RNA from Cannabis sativa, 3288 nucleotides. Its product is annotated as glutamate receptor 2.9. NCBI's taxonomy places the organism in Eukaryota, Viridiplantae, Streptophyta, Magnoliopsida, Rosales, Cannabaceae. The coding region runs from base 246 to 3170 and encodes 974 amino acids. The record is from RefSeq and is a predicted model, not a curated record. The transcript is spliced from 5 exons. Gene Ontology annotation, molecular function: glutamate-gated receptor activity; G protein-coupled receptor activity. Gene Ontology annotation, biological process: G protein-coupled receptor signaling pathway. Gene Ontology annotation, cellular component: plasma membrane.
UAUGUGUGGUCGCUAUAAUUUUCGAAUAAAAAGGUUGAACCUCAACACUUGACUUGUGAAUUGGGUGGGGUCAAUUAAUAUAUAUUAAUUAUAUAGUAGUAGCUGGCUAGUAGGAUUAUUUCUCUUCCAUAUGAAAUUUCUCUGAAGCUUCUUCUCAUACGUUGAUUUAUUAACUUUUUUCUAACACUUAUUAUUUCAUAUUAUUACUUUGUCUCUGCAAUAUGUAAGAAUUGUACAAAUAAUUAAUGAUGAAGAAAUGUAUGAACGACGUUGUUGGGAUUAUGGUAUUCGUUGUUUGUGUAAUAAUUAUCUUGUCAUCAAAUUUGGCGAUGUCGGAAAACUCAAAUAAUAAGGUUGUUGUGAGAGUAAAAGUGGGGGUGGUUGUGGACGGUAAGAGAAGGGCGGGAAGGAUGGGGCUGAAAUGCAUCAAAAUAGCUCUCUCUGACUUGUACCAAACUCAAACUCAUCAUCAUCAUCCUCAUUAUACCACCAGGCUGGUGCUUCAUACUACAGACUCCAAUUCCGAUGUCGUUGCUGCCGCUGCUGCAGCUGCUGAUCUUAUAAAAAACGUACAAGUCCAAGCCAUUAUAGGCCCAGAAACAUCAAGUGAGGCCAACUUUGUAGUUGAACUUGGAGAACAAGCUCAAGUCCCCAUAAUAUCAUAUUCAGCUUCGAGUCCAACUCUGAGCCGAAGCUCUUAUUUUUUUCGAGCCACUGAAAACCAAGUGUCCCAAGUAAAAGCCAUAAGUGCCCUAGUUGAAGCCUUUGGAUGGAAACAAGUGGUGCCAAUUUACUCAAACGACGAAUAUGGAGAAGGGCUAAUCCCCAUUUUGACCGAUGCCUUGUUAGAAGUCAACGCUCGUGUCCCUUACAGAAGUGUUAUUCCUCUUUCACCGACCGUUGACCAAAUUGCUGAAGAGCUUCACAAGUUGAUGAAUAUGGAAACUAGAGUGUUUAUUGUUCAUACAAACGACAUGUCGUUUGGAGCCAACAUUUUCACUAAAGCCGAAGAGAUUGGAAUGUUCAAAGAAGGCUAUGUUUGGAUUAUGACAAAUACCAUGACUAAUUUAAUUGGUACCAUGGCGCCUUCUGUGGUUUAUUCUAUGAAUGGAGUAUUGGGAAUAAAGACUUAUGUUCCUGAGUCAAAAGGGGUUACAGAUUUUAGAAAAAGGUGGAAAAUUGAAUUUAAAAACGAAGAUUUGAAUGUUUUUGGAUUAUGGGCUUAUGAUGCUGCUAAGGCUCUAGCCAUGGCAGUAGAAGACGUUUUUGGGAACCAUCAUAAUGGAACAUUAGGCUUCCACAAUAAGAACAAAAAUGCUUCAUCAACGGAUCUUGACUCAUUUGGGGUAUCUUUGAGUGGUUCUGAACUUCGUGAAGCCUUAUUAAGCAUAAGAUUUGAAGGGCUUGCAGGGAAUUUCAGUCUUGCUAAUGGGCAAUUGCAGUCUUCAACAUACCAAAUCAUCAAUGUUGUGAACGGUAGUGGAGAAAAUGGGAUUGGAUUUUGGAACCAUAAACAUGGCCUAUUAAGGAAUUUGACAUUAUUGAACACAACAACAGCAAGCACGACAUACAACACUUUCAAGGACAAUUUAGAUCCGAUUAUGUGGCCUGGGGGAUCAAAAUUAAAUAUUCCCAAAGGAUGGGAUAUUCCAAAAAACAAGACAAAAUUAAAAGUGGGUGUCCCAUUGAGAAAUGGUUUCAAAGAAUUCGUUAAUGUCUCAUAUUAUAAUCUUAGCAGUGACAAAAGUAAUGUCACUGGAUUUUGCAUAGAGAUAUUUAAAGCCGUAAUGGAAAUCUUACCCUACAAGAUUGAUUACGAGUUCAUUCCAUUUGUGAAUUCUUCUAGGGGAACUUAUGAUGAUUUGGUUUAUCAAGUUUAUCUUGGGAAUUUUGAUGCUGUGGUGGGAGACAUAACGAUCAGAGCAAACAGGUCAUUAUACGUUGAUUUCACGUUGCCAUAUACAGAAUCAGGGGUGCAAAUGAUAGUGCCAGUCAAAGACCAAAGGAGCAAGAAUGCUUGGGUUUUUUUGAAGCCUUUGACUUUGGAUCUUUGGGUAGCAAGUGCUAGCUUUUUCGUAUUCAUUGGGUUUGUGGUUUGGGCUCUUGAACACCGAAUAAACGAGGAUUUUCGAGGCCCCCCUUUGCACCAAAUUGGCACCAGUUUCUGGUUCUCCUUCUCAACCAUGGUCUUUGCACAUAGGGAGAGAGUGAUUAGCAACAUGGCAAGGUUCGUAAUAAUCAUAUGGGUGUUUGUGGUACUGAUUCUGACUCAAAGUUACACUGCAAGUCUAACAUCAUUUCUAACGGUCCAACAACUCCAACCAACCGUUACAAGCGUUACCCAACUACUACAGAACAAAGACAACGUUGGUUACCUAGAAGCCUCUUUUGUUUAUGGAAUCUUAAAGAAGCUAGGAUUUCACGAGUCUCAACUUAAGGUUUAUAAGUCUAAAAAAGAACUAGACGAAGCAUUUUCAAAACACACAACCUCAUCAUCACGUGACCAAGGUAUUGCAGCUGCAUUCGAUGAAAUUCCUUACAUGAAGCUUUUUCUUAGAGAAUAUUGCUCCAAAUACACCAUGGUCGGUCCAACAAUAAAAACAGACGGUUUUGGCUUUGUCUUUCCAAGAGGGUCUCCUCUAAUCCCAGAUGUUUCAAAGGCAAUACUAAAUAUAACAGAAGGAGAUACUCUUAAAAAGAUUGAAAAAAAAUGGUUUGAGUCACAAACCAACAAUUGUCCAGACCCAUAUAGCGUACAAGCCCUUUCUUCAAAACCAAGUAGUCUCGGGCUUGAAAGCUUUUGGGGACUAUUCCUUAUAGCUGGAGUUUCUUCAUUAGCAGCUCUUGCAAUACAUGGUGCAAUGUUUGUCUAUAGUCAAAGGCACGUGAUAUUGAGCUCUACACAACCUCAUCAUGAUGAUGAUGUUUCUUGGUCUUCAAUUUGGAAAAGAAUACGUCUAAUGUUUAGAAUAUUUGACCAAAAAGACUUGUCUUCUCAUACCUUUAAAAAGAGGCCACAUCAAGAAUCAGAGCCUUCUAGUUUUACUAUCCGAGGCAGUCCCAGUAGUAGUAGUAUUGUUCAACUUGGAGUUGAAGAUACUCUUGACCAAGAUGCCACUGCAAACGCCAACUCUCACCCUAGCCCCUCCACUAAUUCAAAUCACACAUAAUAAUUUUUACACUUUUUUUUUUCCUUUCUCAAUCUUGAUCAAGUACCAAAUAUAUUAUUUCUCAACUUGUAAGUUGUACCAAUGGAUCUUAGUUCUCAAAAUUUCUAGUAUUUUUGUA